Messenger RNA from Macrosteles quadrilineatus (aster leafhopper), 904 nucleotides. RefSeq names its product UMP-CMP kinase 2, mitochondrial-like. The record is from RefSeq and is a predicted model, not a curated record. The coding region runs from base 74 to 904 and encodes 276 amino acids. The transcript is spliced from 6 exons. Lineage: Eukaryota; Metazoa; Arthropoda; Insecta; Hemiptera; Cicadellidae.
UACAACUCUGUCCGCAUUUAAUUGGCAGAAUCAAUCGGUUAAUGGUAAAUCCCUGGUGAACAACAGUUGGUGAAUGAUUCGGAAAAUGAGGUCAAUAUUCAAACCAGUUUAUCUGUUUCUUUUAAAUUGUAUCCAAUCCAUUUAUUCCAUAUACCCUCCAUUGGACACAGCCAUUUCCCCUACAUCCGGCAAACUUGAUGGUUUUGAAGCCUGUUAUUCUUUACACGAUGUUUUAGCCACUUUUGACAUGCCUCAGUACAGACGUCUUCCACAAGUCAAAGAAAUCCUGGAGGAGUAUCAGUACAAUUGUAAACUGCGAGACAUGAACAGCUUGCCCAAGAAGUAUCCUUUGAUAGUCAUUGAAGCCCCACGGAGAAGAAAGCGGUUCCUCGUAGCCAAGCGGCUUGCCAAGGAGCUAGAUGCAGCCAUCAUGUUUAGUCCUCCACUAGGAUGGUCCAAGUUUAGGGAGGCGUUCAACAGGUCCAUAGAGAUGAGAAGGGCGUUCCAUUCCCUCAGUAUUUAUGGGUCUGCAAACAACGCAAUGCAAUAUCUGGGCCGUAAACCUGUUGUUAUGUCAGGAUUUUGGAUGGACCAAGCAACAUUUGCUAUCGCCAAGAAGUAUUUCCCCAACUUUCCUCCCCAAAACUCCUCCGUUUUCCAGUGGCCCAAGGAUCUAAUUAAGCCAGACUACACUUUCUUUAUCAACGAGCCUCUACCAAGAUCAUUCACCGAAAACAAGGAGGAGUCGAUUAGAUAUCAGAUUUUACAAGUGUACAGGCAUUGGGCAGACCCUCCUGUCAUAGAACUAUACAUGGAUGAUGAAGUAAAGGUUGCGACUACAGUGGAAGAUAUUCUGAGAUAUAUAAACAGUCCGCACUCAACAACAGUUCCAUCUGAGUCAUAA